AUGGCUCCAGUGACUCUCCAGACGGUCGAUGCUAAUGAUCGUUGCGCAGACGAUCUCAAGGAUGUGAUCCAGCACCUGUUCGAGAUCCAAUCCGCCGUCCACGGCUACUUGGGCCCGGAGACUCAGCAAGAGCUGGUCCGAAAGAUCAAAAACCUCACCCUCACCCUCUCCACCUUAUCCUCGCACACGCAACUCCCCGACACAGCAGCGGGCCAAGACCCCGACUUGUCGUCGGCCGAUCCCUCCAACCCCCCGCUCGCCAGCAUCCAGCUGCCCCCCGAAAUAAUCGACUACGUCGACUCCGCGCGCAACCCGGACAUCUACACGCGCGAGUUCGUGGAGCUGGUGCAACGCGGCAACCAAGAUCUACGAGGCAAGCGCGAAGCUUUUGCAGGGUUUCGGGACGUGUUGGCCCGCGAGAUGCGCAGCGCCAUGCCCGAGUGUCGCGACGAAGUGGACCGUGUGGUGCGUGCGACCGGGGGCGGCGAGCCCGACAUCACGACGACUGAUGGUUCUGAAGGAAUGGGAGGAAUGGCAAGAGGGUCAGCUGCUGGUCCAGGCGCAGCGUCAUGA
Molecule: messenger RNA, 573 nt
Organism: Penicillium lagena
Lineage: Eukaryota; Fungi; Ascomycota; Eurotiomycetes; Eurotiales; Aspergillaceae
Gene: nut2
Product: mediator complex subunit NUT2
Exons: 3
Coding region: 1-573 (190 amino acids)
Biological process (GO): regulation of transcription by RNA polymerase II
Cellular component (GO): mediator complex
Molecular function (GO): transcription coregulator activity
Source: RefSeq, a predicted model, not a curated record